Messenger RNA from Pygocentrus nattereri (red-bellied piranha), 2134 nucleotides. RefSeq lists its product as uncharacterized. Lineage: Eukaryota; Metazoa; Chordata; Actinopteri; Characiformes; Serrasalmidae. Gene Ontology annotation, cellular component: membrane. The transcript is spliced from 15 exons. The coding region runs from base 193 to 2007 and encodes 604 amino acids. The record is from RefSeq and is a predicted model, not a curated record. Gene Ontology annotation, biological process: sodium ion transmembrane transport.
AUCGUUUCCUAGAGACUUCCAAUACAGGAAACAGAAAGCUACUUGUGUAACGCGAACCAUAUAAAGCAGAAAGCAGUGAGCGGUGGGCAUUUAUGGGUGUAUGUCGAAGUUCAGCCAGGUGAAGAAAACGGGGGUGAAACAGCUCUAGAAGCUGAGGGCUCAGUAUCGUCCAGCCGCAGCCUGCGCACUGAGAUGGGGAUUGGAACCGACACCAAACCGCUGCCGAGCGAAUCCAGCAAGUUGGCCGUUGACAGGAAGGAGGAAGACGGCGUUGUGGAGAUCAUGAAGCUGGAGGAUGAGGAAGCAACAGGGCAGCAGAGGGAGACCUGGACACGCCGUCUCGAGUUCGUUCUGGCCUCGGUGGGUUACGCCGUGGGUCUCGGUAACGUGUGGAGGUUUCCGUACCUGUGCUACAGGAGCGGCGGAGGUGCCUUUCUCAUCCCCUACAUAAUCAUGCUCUUUCUGUGUGGUAUCCCAUUGCUCUUUAUGGAGUAUGCCAUUGGUCAGUACACUCGCUUGGGACCGGUUCAUGGACUGGCCAAAAUCUGCCCUCUUCUCAAAGGUGUGGGACUAGCUACAGUGGUUAUUUCUUUCGUGCUGGCCACCUACUAUAACGUUCUGAUGACCUGGGCUCUUUACUACUUCUUCAACUCUUUUGGUUCCGCCUUACCGUGGCAGUCCUGCAAUAACACUUGGAAUGUGGUCAGCAACUGCUCCACUGGCUUCCCCGGCAAUGCCACGCACCUGCAGUCGGCUAGUCAGCAGUUCUUUGAUCGGAAGUUGCUGGAGAUGACCAGCGGUAUUGAGGAGGCAGGAGGGGUUCGCUGGGAGCUGUUUGGCCUCCUUGCUUUGGCCUGGCUCAUCAUCUACUUUUGCAUAUUCAAAGGAGUCAAAUCCACAGGAAAGGUUGUCUAUUUCACUGCUACAUUCCCUUACUUCAUGCUGUUUGCAUUGCUGAUCAACAAUGUCCAACUGCCUGGUGCAAAAGAUGGCAUCCUGUACUUUCUCAUGCCCAACUGGAGCAAGCUCCUGGAAGUGCAGGUAUGGGUGAAUGCAGCUGCUCAGAUAUUCAACUCCAUUGGCAUUGCUUUUGGGUCUAUGAUAUCUAUGGCUAGCUACAACAAAUACAACAACAACAUCCUCAGGGACACAUUUCUCGUCUCUCUGGCUAACUCGGCUACUAGUAUCAUAGCUGGGUUUGUGAUCUUCUCUGCCAUUGGCUACAUGGCACAUAUUCAUAACCUGCCUGUGGAUGACAUAGCUACUGAUGGUCCUGGUUUGGUGUUUGUUGUCUAUCCUGAAGCAUUCUCCACCAUGCCUGUAUCCCGGCUGUGGGCUCCUCUUUUCUUCUUCAUGCUGCUCUGCCUCGGCCUGGACAGUGAGUUUGCGAUGGUGGAGGUGGCGGUGACGUGCAUCAUGGAUGGUUUUGGUGUGAAGGUUUUGCGUGUGUUUAAGAGGAAGGAGCUGCUGGUGCUGGCCGUGUGCUCCGUGGGAUUUCUGCUGGGGAUUCCUCACAUCACCAGGGGUGGUAUUUAUGUGUUUCAGCUGAUGGAUCACUACACGGCAGUUGUGUCUCUUAUGUUUCUGGCCUUCUUUGAGGUGCUGGCAGUCACAUUGAUCUUUGGAGUGAAGAGGAUCUGUGUGAUGGUGGAGAACAUGCUGGGAAAGAGGCCAAAUUUGUAUUUUCGUGUCUGCUGGCAGUUCCUCUCUCCAAUACUAGUGGUGGUUAUUCUGAUCUCCAGUAUAAUCCAGUACACUCCUGCACGCUAUGGCAAGUCCUACACAUACCCACUGUGGGCUGAGGUGCUGGGCUGGUUCAUUUCUCUCGUUUCUAUAAUAUGGAUCCCACUGGGGGCAGCACAUGAAAUCUGGAGGAAUAAAGGAUCUUUAUCACAGAGGCUGAAGGUGGCACUGACGCCCACAGUGGAUCUGCAGCCGAUACAUGCCUUACAAGAGAAACAGAGGGUUCACUCAGAGUCCAGCACACUGUUCAGCACUUCUCAGUGAUGUGUGCUGUGGUAUUUCCACUCAGCUCUCAGUGGUUCUGGUAAAAGUGAGAGGACGCAGCAUGCAAAGGUAAGAAUAACUUUUCAUAAAUAAGUCAGAACUACACUUUCUCACACAAUAAAAGCAC